GACCUGCACAAACUUAAGGCUGGGCAGCCCACACAAUACCAGGAGCUCACUGCUGAUAAAUUGAUUGAAUCUGACAAACUCCUUUAUGUUCUGGAUGGAGACGCUGCCAUCGCUCGCCACAUGAAACACCCCCAGGGGGACAUGAUCACGGAAGAUAUCCGGCAGUUAAAGGAAAGAGUGAACAAUUUGCGAGGGAAACAUGAUCAGAUUUACAAUUUCACCCCACGUGAAAUUGAACCCGAGGUCAACUGGUCUUCAACAAUCGAAGAGAAGCAGGAAACCUUGAACAGCAGAGGCUUUGGCACAGACCUUCCGUCAGUCAACGGUCAAGUAGAAGAGCACAAUAUCUUCCACAAUGAGGUGAUGGCUAUUGGACCGCAUAUCAACAAAGAAGGCGAAAAGGAGUAUACAAGUGAGCUUCAGAUGAAAUACCAGAAACUGCUG
Protobothrops mucrosquamatus (brown spotted pit viper) is the source of this 444-nucleotide messenger RNA. Its product is annotated as periplakin-like. Gene Ontology annotation, cellular component: cytoplasm; membrane; intermediate filament. The transcript has 4 exons. Gene Ontology annotation, molecular function: cadherin binding; structural molecule activity. The annotation marks the transcript as partial. Gene Ontology annotation, biological process: intermediate filament cytoskeleton organization; wound healing. Lineage: Eukaryota; Metazoa; Chordata; Lepidosauria; Squamata; Viperidae. The record is from RefSeq and is a predicted model, not a curated record.